Molecule: messenger RNA, 1064 nt
Organism: Paramuricea clavata
Lineage: Eukaryota; Metazoa; Cnidaria; Anthozoa; Malacalcyonacea; Plexauridae
Source: the annotation of a GenBank genome assembly
AAGAACGGAGAAAGACGGAAGUAAAGGCGAGGUACGAUCAUGAAAUCGCUGUGCUCAAGGCAAAGAAACUAACAGCUGUGGCGAACGCUAAAUUGACUGCAAUCGAACAAUCCAUUCAGCAGGAAGAGGGAAAAUCAGUUGCCCAGUCUGAUGUAGAAUUAUCUGAGGGAGAUGGGAAACUCAACAACAGUGAACGAACUAGCGCUUGGGUGUACGAUCAACGACAUGAAGCAAUUCGACACCGGAAAGGGCCACAACAAGACGAAACAAUCCAACUAGAUCGAGACGUGAUAUUUGGUCGGAAGAGCAAAGCAGCAGACAAUUAUAUUGUACCACAGCUCAAAGACGAUUUUUUGGGAAAAAACGGAACGGAACGGGAAGCGGAAAUACUGCCGGUGCAGCAAAGUAUGGAAGCUAUCGCAGCUACAAAUCAACAACUGGCACCUAGUCUCGUACGUCAAAGCUUACCGAAGUGUCAUCCUGAUACCUUUAGUGGAGACGUAACAAUGUUCCACCCAUGGAAGAAUUCGUUCGAGGCAAUGAUCCGUGUUGCUGAUAUUUCACCGGAACAAGAGAUAAAUUACCUGCAUAAGUAUACGAAAGGGGCACCACAGAACCUGGUCGAUAACUUUCGAAAACGUCAACACAACAAACGGGGCCGUAGUAAUUGGCUAAGUGCUGUUACGAACUCCCUGCCAUUAAUUGUAAUAUAGUUAUCUACAAGGCAAAGCUAAUAAAUUAAAUUAAAUUAAAAUUAACAAUCCACAUAAGCUGCUGAAAGAAGUAUGGGUGGAGCUCGAGAGACGUUUUGGCAACUCAGCCGCGAUUUCACACGCCUUAUUGGGACGGUUGUGAGAUGCAGCUAAAUUCGAGGAUAAAAACAAGAAGAAACUGCAGGAGUUUGCCGAUUUGUGUGCUGACGUAGACUAUCAGAUAGGACAGUUGCCUGGUUUGAGAUGUUUAAACUACGCGAAUGUUAUUCAGCCAAUCCUUCGAAAAUUACCAGCAUCUCUCCGAAACAAAUGAGAAAAGCAGGUCGUGGACUACGCUUUGGAGAACUAUGA